Pseudonaja textilis is the source of this 705-nucleotide messenger RNA. RefSeq names its product CD24 molecule (gene CD24). NCBI's taxonomy places the organism in Eukaryota, Metazoa, Chordata, Lepidosauria, Squamata, Elapidae. Gene Ontology annotation, molecular function: protein tyrosine kinase activator activity. Gene Ontology annotation, cellular component: external side of plasma membrane; membrane raft. Gene Ontology annotation, biological process: cell activation; cell adhesion; regulation of cell-cell adhesion. The record is from RefSeq and is a predicted model, not a curated record.
UAAAAACCGGCCUCCGCCGCUGCACCUGAGGAGAAGCACUUACGGGGUGGGACGAGCGGCGUUCCCGGCACGAGCAGACAUGGGCAGGACGCUGGCUUGGCGGCUCGUCUUCGGGCUUUUUGUCCUGGCGCUGCUUUCACCCUCUCAGGGGGAAGCUAGUAAAACUACAGUUGCUCCGCACAAUAAUUCAUCCGUGACUUCUGUAUCACUUAACAUAAAUAGCACCACCAAGGGACAUGGAAAUUAUCUUCAGUCAACUACUGGCCUCUUCAUACUCUCAGUCUCGCUCCUGUACUUUUGUUAAAGCAUCUGAUCUGGGAAAACAACAUCCUUCCCUACCAAGUUCCCUAAUUCAUCUAAGAUGGUGAGACCUCUGUAUUCUGAGAAUUAUUAAAAAACAAACAACCCAGAAUAAAAUACUUGUAUCCAGCCAGUACAGUUCAGUCACUGAUACCAAUUUGACCAAGAUGCUUAAUAAGAAUAUCUGAUGAAUUGAAUCAACCUUCCUUCAAAAAUAAUUUGAUUCACAAGAUAGCCUGUGGGCUCUAAUAUUCAACACCUUGAACUUGACAAUAUAAGAGAAAUGCAACAAGCCAUGGAUCAUGCCUUCGAGAGGAAAGAGUUGAUAAAGCUAUGCAAAAUAAGGAGCUUGAUUUGAAAAUGACACUCAUCCUCUAAGCUUAUAAAACCAGUAAAAAAUGAAAA